GUGUGUGCGUCAUCAUCUUUUGCAGAGAGGCUAAGCUAUGCAAAUAGAUCCGAUUUGAAAGCGACAGCAAAGGACACGCGCUGUUGUGAUUCCCCAAAUCUGUCUUCAGUUUAAGAGCGCGAGAGCGCGCGAGAGGUAUCUUGUCCACUAACUGCAGAUGAGAAACUCCUUAGAAGUCAGAAAGUUUUUUUAUUGCUCUCAGAGCUCACGCGAGAGAAGAGAAGAGAUGUAUUCGGUCUGCUGACUCACCAGGAACCGCCAACAAGACGGGACACAUAAAUUGCGCUAGACAACCAGGGUGUGUGUGUGUGUGUAACGGGCGGUUCCCGACCAACCCUGUCAUGUGAUAAUAAGGUGUGUCUGGUGGACGCGACGCUUCAUGCUGCUUUGUCUCCAGGACACUUUUUUUUCACCUGACGGUGACGGUGAACUGCGCGAGCUGUCACGCAUGACAGACUGCAGCGCGAGCCGGCGGGGAAAGUUUUCACACGAGCCGAGUCUCCAGACGGCCGGAGAGAUAAGAAUGCUGACUGCGCUCCUCGAGAAUUAGUGUCUGGAUGAAAGGGCUUGACUUCCGACUUAGACUUUUUGGGAGAGGAACCGCUAAGAGUUUUAAAAACUGAACUUGUUUUGUUUUUAGAGAUAGAAGGAUCGUUCGCCUGUUGUGUUGAAAGACUUCGUCAGUUCUUAAUCUGACUGUGCCGCUCUUUGGAUGAACUGACUUCCGACUUUUUGGGAGAGUAACAGUUACGCGUUAAUCAAGUCCACAUCGUGAAUCUGUAGACAACUGGACUUGUGUGGCUUUGUUUUAAAGAGAUUUAAGGACGUUUGGCCUCUUGCGUUUUAAGACUUAUUCAUUUGUAAAUCUGAUGUGUGAGUUGGCGGUCAAACGUUAUUGAUGUAAGGGGAGUUCAGUUAAGUACGCGUGGCCUUAGAGCGCACGGAUUAUAUGGCGAUUGGCUAUCUCCCGAUAAUAUGGGCUCUAUAUCUUGAUAAUAUGUGGAGCUGGAGUAUCCUAUGGCCUAGAAGACCUUACGGCAAUCCGAAGUGUUUCUUUCGCAUUUAUAGGCCUAAUGUAUGUAGGCCUAUCUAAAGAUAAGUCACUGUCAGUCACUAGCCUAAGUGUUGUCAUUAGUGAUCCACUGAGAGCGUUAGAGUUGUCGUUGGUUACGUGGGUUAAGUUUACACUUUAGCAUGCCAUGGCGCUGUCUCAGUGUCUCAAUGACAACCAUGUCAACUGGCUAGUGUAGUUAAUAACGGCAUAGUUUAGUGUUAUCUUUGGUGGUUAGUAAGUGUAGGCCUAUAGUUUAUAGUAUUGUACAUUAUUAUCUAGGCCUAGUCGCUAUGGCGUUGUCUCAGGUGCAGUGUCUGGAUCACAACCACGUCAACUGGCGCUUGUCGGAGUCGAAGCCUGAGUUCCUGUAUAGUGAGGAGCAGCGUCUCGCAAUCGAGGCCUUGGUCACGGGAGGUCGCGAGGCUCACCGGGAAUACCUCAAGCAGAGCGAGCUCAGACCCUUCCUCUCCGACCAGGAACUGGAGCGCCUGUGGCAGCGUGUGGAGGCGUACCAGCCCGGCUCGGAAAUACGUAGUGGUGUAAUCACUCAGGACACUGGUGACGGUGAGACGGGAGGAGAGGAGCGUGCGCUGUCGUUACAGUACUGGCCGGACCGCUCGGAUAUCUCGGUUCCGCAGCUGGACAUCGGGUGGCCGGACUGCGCGGCCUACCGGGGGGUCACGCGAGCCACUGUUUACACUCAGCCGCCAAUGGACUCACAGCCUCACAUCAAAGAAGUGGUGAGGAAAACCAUCGCUCAGGCACAGAAGAUGAUUGCGGUGGUGAUGGACGUUUUUACCGAUGUGGAUAUCUUUCGGGACCUUCUGGAGGCGGGCUUUAGGAGGAGGGUGGCGGUUUACAUCGUCAUAGAUACGGCAGCUGUCAAUCAAUUCCUGCACAUGUGCACACGAGCGAGCAUGCACACGGGACACUUACAGUUUCUGCGUGUGCGUUCUACAGGGGGUUCUGAGUUCUAUACGCGUUCAGCUCAGCUGAUCUGUGGAACUCUCGCUCAACGCUUCCUAUUGGUGGACGGAGACAAAGCUAUAUCAGGAUCAUACAGUUUUACAUGGUCUGCUUCUAGACUGGAUCGUAACCUGAUCACGGUUCUAAGUGGCCAGGCCGUCGAGACCUUCGAUCGUCAGUUCCGUGACCUCUGGCUGACGUCUCGUGGCGUCUCCCUCUCUUCGAUCCCAUUGGAUGAGCUGCCGGCCCCUGACCCUGCCCCCGCUCCCGCCCCCAACCCCGUUCCCUCGGCAGCGGUUGCCAGGAAGAUGAUCAACCCCAAAUACGCGCUGGUCUCCGCGGAUACCGCUAGCCGCACCUCGUCUGACAAGAACAGCAAGAACAGCGCCGCGGCAACCACGACCCAUAAUGCACUGCAGCGCGCCAACCGGGCUCAGAGGGGAGGAGCUAAGCUGGUCCAUACCCACCCGGGUCUGUUGGGAUUAGCUAAAGCUGAUCUGGUGGCCUACCUCCCCAUCUGGCCUGAGCCCGACCCUCCCAGCGACGUGAUUGGAUACAUCAACAUUCGGGAUGUCAGCAGGCCUGCUCCAGCUCACCUGAUGCGUUCCCAGCUGGCUGAGACCUCGCAAGCCAUUCGCUUCAGUCGGCCACUGCCCACCACACACACUGACAAACCCACCGACCCGCAGACACACACGCACACCGACACACACACACAGCCGCAGACGCACAUACACACCAACAUACACCCUGAGGCCCAGACACACACAGAGACACACACACGCAAUGACGCGCAGUCUGGCACACACACUGAUGACCAGCGGAAAACACAAUCACACACGCACAGCAGCAGCUCGCCGGCCGGAGCCAAAACAAACACACACACUCACACACACACGCCACACACACAGCAGUCACCGACCCCAGACACACACACUGCACCUGUUAACACACACGCACAGCUAUCAUCCACACACACCUCAGACACCCACAAACAAACACAAGGCUUAGACAAAAACACACAACAAACACACACUACUGAAGACAAAAACACAUCCCUCAAACACACCACAGACACAAACACCCCACUGUCGCACCCCUCUACGCCUCCCACCCCCAAACCUCGCACCGUCAAGCUGCGCCUCAACAGCGAUGGUACUGACAUCAGGACACACACACGUGCAGACGCAGACACACACAAACCCUCACACACACCACACUCUAACACACACAAAUCCUCACACACACCCCGUGCUCGCAGACAGGCCAAACCCACUCACACACACAAAGCCAGCGCAGAACAAACACACACAGCCAGAGUAGAACAGCCGAGCUCAGAGCACAUGCACUCGUCCAGCUCGGAGGAAUAUGAGGACCCGAUAGAGAACACACACACACAGAACACACACAAUACACCACCUGGCACACACACACACCACGAGGACGAAGAUGAUGACAUGGGGGUUGGCGUAGUAAUGCGUGGCCAGGGUUCCGAUGCCUCUGAGGAGUUCUAUGACUGCGACUCUGCAGACGCUACAAGUUGCCACGGCGACCUCACCAGUGGAGACACCAGUCAUGAUGACCACACCCCCUCCAGCCAGGAGCCCCACCCCCCCGCCGACAGUCCCUUUACUCAGCGUCUGAACCUGAUGGCUCGUCUCUCCCAAUCAAUGUUGGACCUCCGACCACAACCACCAACUCAGUGUUUCAAGUCUUCUUCCAGGUCCCCAGGCAGAGAGAGUCAUGGGAGAGUGGGUGGGGCUAAGGUGGUGAUCGCUAAGCCGGGUGGCUACAUCGGCUCAGGUGCUAUUGGUCGGUCUCCUGCAUCGCGCAACACAAUUGGUCGAUCUCCUGCAUGCCGACCUGUGAUUGGAGGAGCUCGCUACUGGCAGGACCGCCUCUCUUCUUCUGGCCACGCCUCCCCGACACACACGCCCCAAGACGUGCACACACACGCACACACGCGCUAUGGCAGGCCCGUGCGGAGACAGACCGCCCUGUUCGCACACAGCAGCUGCUCACCCACACGCCGCUACGGCGCACACACACAUGCACUCACACACGCGCACACACACACUCAGUCCCCCUCUCCUGCAAGACGCACACACACUAACACCUACUACCGCCGAGGCACACACACACUCUCCUGCCCGCCCACGGCCAGACACACACACACUAUCUCAGAGUCCCCCAGCCCGCGCGCACACUCACGCACCAAAGCAGCCACUGCCACAGGGUCAAGGGGCGUUGCCAAGGCAACAAACUCAAGGAAGAAAGGAUCAGCUGGACACAAGAAAUAAAACACAGCAGGCUAACAGUUAGCUGUAAAUUACACACACACACACACACACACACACACACACACACACACACACACACACACACACGCACACGCACGCAUAGGCUCACACAUACACCUUGAGAGUCUACACCAGCUAGCCAACCUAGCUGCCCCAUUAGCUGUUGUCAAUCCAACAUUAAUAUUACAGGCUAACCCCAACAAUGCUAACUCUAAACUUAACCCCUCAUAAUAUCAUAUUGCAGCACAAUUAGCCUUUUCCAUAUGACAUCAGACCCCUUCGAUUCAAUGCAUUUGAAACAGAAACAGGAAAUAAAACAAGUAAAUAAAAUUGGAACUUGUCUGAUGUCAUGGUGAAAUUAACGAUAGUUAGCCAGUUAGCGAUAGCAACAGGGCUAACGGUCACCGUUGAGGAUCAUGUAUCGCAGUCAUCAGAGAAUGGUGUCAUAGUCAGUAUUUCAAUAGCCAUGCUAAUGUAGGGCAUGCUAACCUGUGGAGUGUUAUUGACAAUAAAGUGAGUAUUGUUAACAUAGUACACAUGCUAACAUGAUAUAGCGCAUGGUCUAGAGUGAGUGUUGUUGAUGUUGGAGUGACAGAAUAGGGAGAGCAUGUGAAAAUGAACACCUCAUUGGAAAAGACCCAUUGUGUUGUCACUAUGACACAACACACAGUACACACAGCAAAUUUGCAUUUAUGUUUCACCCGCGGAAUGCAAGGGAGCCGUUUGGGGGGGACUUGAGUUACAGGCGAGGUUACAAGCUGCACUUUGCAGCAAACCCAUGAUGCACUUCACCUUAUCUUAAUGCUAAAGCACCUUUAAAAUUUAACACGCUACUGACAAUCAUAGUAAGUCCUAAUUUUUAAUGUACCAAGACAAUUCUAAUACUAAUAGUAAUACAUAGCUUUAGCUUUAUAAUGCUUUCCAAUCCAUUUUAAUAAUAGUAAUAGUAAUAGAUAGCUUUAUAAAAUUGUAGACGCUUAAGACGCAAAACUGUUCUUAUCAUAUUAAAAGAUGUCGGCUAACUUGAGAUGUUAAUGACUUGAGUUAGCAUGCUGACAUGCUAACUGUUGAGUAACCAACAUGCCAAAUAAAAACAUCUCAUUGUGUGUGUGUGCGUGUGUGUGUAUGUGUGAGCAUUACAACUGUGUGUGACUGUGUGUGUGUAAGAGAGAGAGCAUGUUAUAAUCGUAUGGGUGGAGGAAUUUGCACCUUUAAGUCGUAUUGUAGUUCAGUAAUAAUAAAGUCCAUCUGCUGACGUUGCUAUGGCCAAAGAAUGGUCUAUUUGAGUAAGAUACCCCAAACUCCGCCCACCCAAUACAAAGCAGUGUGCUCAAGUUUGGUCUCCUUUGGUCUGUUUUUGUGAUGUUUGGUGGUGGCUUGCACAAGAUGUGCCCUACAGCCAUCUACAGGGCUAAGGGAACUCUAUUUAUUCUCAACCUCAAGACUCCAAAGGUCUCCUAACCGAAGGUCUCUUGAGUAGGGUGCAUCAAACGCCCCGACCUCUGAAAAUCCUGCUCUGCUUCUGCUUUUGUUCCUUUCUAUAAACAUAACACCUGUGUAAAAUCUUAACAAAUUUAGUUAAUGUUAAAAGGUGGCACACUAUGCUUGAAAUUUUGAAUGGCAGUGGAUGGGCUAUUUUAGCCAAAUCCUUGAAAAGUGUGUUUUUACACUAUUUUGGUCAAAAUAAGUGAAAAUCAUUUGGAGGAAUGCUCCAGUUCCCUUUCCACUUUCCCACAUUUGAAAUUUCCUGUGUCUGUUUUUAGAGCCUUCCUUCAGCAUGGCUUUAGGCCCCGUUUGCCAAUCUUUUAGCCAUGUUCAAACAUCCACGUAUCCAUGAUUUAGCCCUUUUUGGGGGUUUUGAUGUCCUGGGGCAGUGGAAAGGCAACUGGAGCAUUCUUUCAAAUGACUGUUCUCACUGUUUUCUCACUGCAUCAAAACAGUCUCAAAAAACGCUUUGCACAGAUUUAGCCAAAAAUGCCUAUGGGUCAAAUACGUCCAAAAAGAAAUUGUCAUUCAGUGUAACGGAUACCUUCUGCUGACUGUAACUGUAAAAAACAUGACUCUUUUUUUAUUUUAUUUUUUUCCAGUGAAUUCAUGAAAGCCUCGGCUGGCAUCCAUUCACUUGAAACAAUUUUAAAAUCAUGUUUUUUUUACAGUUACAGUCAGCAGAAGGUAUCCGUUACACUGAAUGACAAUUCCUUUUUGGAUGUCUUUGAGCCCCAUUCAAUAUGUCAAGCCUAUUGUGCCACCCUUUAACAUCAAUCAAAUUUGUUAGAAAUUUACAAGGGAGUUAUGAUAAUGCAAAGGAACAAUACUGCAAUAGCAGAGUGGGAUAUUGCAAAAAUUUUCAUUUUUGAGGGAUGUUUGAUGCACCCUACUCUUGAGGCGAUCACCUGACACCACAUGGAUCCCGGAAAUGUCUGAGCCUGAAGUAUCUUACUUUAAUAGACUUACUCUAAUAGACUAUUAUUUCCUAUGACAACUUGGCAGAACUAUGGGAUGGUUGCUAUGAUGACCUAGGUUGAGUUUUUUCUGAUGUUUUAUUGACGCUUUUGCUGUUAUGGGUCUCUGUGUGUGUGUGUGUGUGUGUGUGUGUGUGUGUGUGUGUGUGUGUGUGUGUGUGUGUGUGUGUGUGUGUGUGUGUGUGUGUGUGUGUGGUGUUGUGGCUGGGAUUUCUGCUGUUACAUGGAACUUGGAAGUUUACUUUUUGAUGAACAUUAUUGUAAAAGACAUUCUGGGGUUGUAGUUGUUGUUUAAAUAAUUUGAAUGUUCCAUUGUUUAUGUUGUUUUUGACCUCUGUUUCUUAAUAAAAUAUGAACCUUGUUGUCAUA
Engraulis encrasicolus (European anchovy) is the source of this 7151-nucleotide messenger RNA. RefSeq names its product protein FAM83G-like. Gene Ontology annotation, biological process: signal transduction. NCBI's taxonomy places the organism in Eukaryota, Metazoa, Chordata, Actinopteri, Clupeiformes, Engraulidae. The coding region runs from base 1345 to 4320 and encodes 991 amino acids. The transcript is spliced from 10 exons. The record is from RefSeq and is a predicted model, not a curated record. Gene Ontology annotation, molecular function: protein kinase binding.